Molecule: messenger RNA, 2370 nt
Organism: Vespa crabro (European hornet)
Lineage: Eukaryota; Metazoa; Arthropoda; Insecta; Hymenoptera; Vespidae
Product: leucine-rich repeat and death domain-containing protein 1-like
Exons: 9
Coding region: 131-1075 (314 amino acids)
Molecular function (GO): protein binding
Source: RefSeq, a predicted model, not a curated record
UACUACCUAUUCCUAACAAAAUGUCAAUUUAUAAUUCAACAUUUGUGGAUUUGUCAAAUGCAAAACUUACAGUAUUUCCAAAUAAUAUAAUGCAACAUUUUUCAAGGAUACGGGUACUGUAUAUGCUAAAAUGCUUUACUUAGAAAAUAAUGCCCUAUCAGAAAUUCCUGAAGAGAUCUUUCCUUCUUUACAAAAUCUUGAAUGGCUGGAUGUACGGAAUAAUCAAUUGAAAAUUUUGCCAAAAAGUAUAAAAUCUCAUUCAUCUUUACAUACACUUUUAUUACAAGGAAACAAAAUUCAGGUUUUACCAUUAGAACUAUGCAUGGUACCAAAAUUAAAAAAUUUACAAGUAGCGCGUAAUCCUCUUACUAUGCCACCGGCAAAUAUCGUAGCACUUGGAUGUUCUAAUAUCUUAAGUUUCUUAAAAAGUGAAUGGAAUAGAUUACACCCAGAUGAAGUUGGAAUAAUACCUGUGAAGGAAGCAAAGCCUAAAUCGUUAACAGUUCUUAAUAAUGAGACAAUUAAUAAAAAAAAAUCGGAUAUUUUAAAAGUUGUUAAUUGCUAUAGUUGCAGUGAUAUAUCAAAUAAAUUUAAUAAGAUGUCUAUGACAGAGAAAAGAAAAGCUUAUAAACCAAGUAACAGAUGUAAGAGUAAAGGAACAAAUCUUGUCAAACAAAAUCAACUUUCAUGGAUUGAUGAAAUUACAGAAAUGUUGAAUAAAGAAGCUUAUGUACUUCAAAAAAUGAAAAAUAAAAUAGCUCUACAAGAAUGGAGAGAUGAUAAAAGCAGUUUCUCUAAAAGUAUGGAAAAAGCUACAAAAAGAAGAGAAGAUGACAUUCCAUUUGCUAUCGAUAACGUUGACGACUUAUAUAUAUCUAAAGCAGAAAACAAAUUGAAUGAUAAAACGAAUUUGCAAAGAAGAAACAAAGCAAUAUUUGUAUCGCCUACUAACAUAAAUAAAAAGAUUAUAGAAUUAUUGGACUCAUUAGCUACAAUAAAUACAGAUGGAAUUACAAGCAUGACACCAACUUCCAAACAAAAGUCUUUAAAUGAUACAAUUAAAAAGGUUUGUUAGAUUAUUCGUAACUCCAAAUUUCAUUGAAAGAUUUCAUAAGUAACUUGAAAAAAUGAUUGAAAGUUUGUACAAAUAUUGUUUACAGAUUUGUUUUUUACAAAAAGAAAUACAUCAUCUUCAGCGACACAAUAUUACCACAAUGCCUUAAAUCUAUAUUCGGAAGUAUAAAUCGAAAUGUGAAUUUUAUGCGAAAUUGCUUGUAUGUGUAUUCAUAUUUUAUAAUUUAUAUUUAAUUAAUGCACUAUGAUUGUAGAUCUAUAUGUCAAAUAAUCUGUUAUAUAAUAUAAAAUAUUAAUCAUGAGUAAUGACAAUGACAUAUAUAUAUAUAUAUAUAUAUAUAUAUAUAGUUUUUUCUUUUAACAUAAUAACAUGCAAACAAAAUAAUAAUUACUAGACAACUAUAUAUCACAAUUUGAAAUGAUGUACCUUGCAUUUGUAGAACCAAUUUAUAUUAUUCAUAGUACGAAAUUAUAAAGUAAAUAUCAGUAAUAAAAAAUACGUAUGCAUAUCAUUUAUGCUUUUAUAGAUAGUUAUAAAGAAUAUUGUAAUAUAUAAAUUUUAGUAUACGUUAAAAUAAAAAAAGCUUAUAAAUUUUUAUGAUCGAUUAAACAAUAAACAAGAAGUCGUAGAAUAGAUGCGUAAGUUAUAUUCGUCCUUAAGUUUAGAAUAUCCGCUUAAACAUUUCUAAUAUCAUUUUUAGGCUCGUAUUACAUUAUAAAAUGAAUAUUGUAUAAAAUCAAUAAUUUUAUAUCGUCAGAAUAGUAACUAUUUAAAACAGAUUAUGAUCAAAAUUGGUUUCAAUAGAUUAUAAAUAUAUCUUGAAUAAGAAAAUAGUUCUUAACAAGUCAUAAGAUUUAGACAUCCAUUAUUGAACACACAUAAUGGCAUUUUAUCAUAUAACUCUUGUUUAUGUACAUAUUAGUUGCACAAAUGAUUAGCUAUUAAUCAUUACAACCAUAUAAUAUUGUACAUAAGCAGAAAUAUUAAUAAUGCAAACAAUUCUAAAGAUUUGGAAAUUUAUGCUCUCCUUUACUGACUUUUACCAAGGACACUACAUCCAUAUUUUAUACAGUAUUUAUUUUUAAUAUAUACAUGAUAUAUGUAUUUACCAUUAUAUUAAAUAGACAGAGGAGAGUGAAAUCUUAUACACUGUGAUAUUUCUGUUAUAACAAUAAGUUUUUUUUUUUUGUAAUAUGUAUGCAUAUUUUUUGUCUGCUAUUAUUCAAAGAAAAGAUAUGAAUAGUUUAUCUUUUUUUUUUUUUUUUUUUUGUUAACAUCGCGUUUUUUUUUAUAAA